AUAAAUGUGCACAAUUUAUUAAAGUCUUCAUUAACAUGCAUUACAUUUGACUUCAUUAGUGCAUUGUUAUGAUGAAUGAAGAAUGGCGGACGUUGUCAUUUUUGGAUAUCUGUUCACAUUUUUAGUAAUAAGUGCGUGUUACGCUCUACCAGGUUUAGACACAUUACAUGAUGAUACAGCAACACAAACCACACAUCACCCCGAUGUUCCGAAGCCAGACGAUCAUUUAUCCCUCGAUCAGAUGAUGGUGCAUCAUCCUAGGAAAGGAAAAUUUCAAAAAAGAUACAAAUGCUACCAAUGCGAGUCCUCGGAGUGCCUCGAGGAGGGCCCGGAGCACAUCUGUCACGACGCCCUCUACUGCUUCAAGUCCUCAGUGCGCGCGCUGGACGGCCGUCUGCAGCACUCGCGCGGCUGCACGCAGAGGACCGACCAUUACCAGUUCACGUGUAGGACAAAUCGGAUUCAGAAAGGCCCCCGCAAGCGGCACGCAGGCCAACUCAACAUAACGUGCUGUCGCGGAGACAUGUGCAAUGACGGCAACUUCCCUGAGCUGCCGCCACUCGCCGACACCUCAAUAGAACCCGUGCCGUCGCACGUGACGCGGUUAUGGGCCAGUGUGGCCGCUGCAGUAGUUGUGGUCAGCGCUUUAGCCGCUAUGGGGAUAUUUGUAUUGAGACGAAGUCACAGACUGCGCGUGUCCCGCGCAGCGCUGCACAAGCUGGGCGCCGACGCCAGCUACUUCCCCAGCAGCGUCUACAGCCCGCAUCUCACCAGCGCUUAUUUCGAAGCGGGCGCGGCGGGUGCGGAGGGCGCGGAGGGGUCGCAGACGGUGCGCGCGGUGGCGGCGGGCGACUCCACGCUGCGCGAGUACCUGGAGAGCUCCGCCACCUCGGGCUCCGGCUCGGGGCUGCCGCUCAUGGUGCAGCGCACGCUGGCGCGCCAGGUCUCGCUCAGCGACUGCGUCGGGAAGGGUCGCUACGGAGAAGUGUGGCGAGGCUCGUGGUACGCGGACAGCGUCGCCGUGAAGAUAUUCUUCUCCAGGGACGAGGCCAGCUGGCGGAGGGAGACGGAGAUAUAUAGCACCGUCCUGCUCAGGCACGAGAACAUACUGGCCUACAUCGGCAGCGACAUGACCAGCAGAGCCAGCUGUACUCAGCUCUGGCUGAUAACACACUUCCACCCGCUGGGCUCGCUGUACGAACACCUGAACAGGAGCACCCUGACCCGGCACCAGAUGAUGGUCAUAUGUCUGUCUGCCAUCAACGGAUUGCUGCAUCUGCACACUGAGAUACACGGGACACAGGGCAAACCAGCGAUAGCACACAGGGACAUAAAAACGAAGAAUAUUCUCAUGAAAGUGAAUGGUGAAUGCUGUAUAGCUGACCUCGGGCUGGCGGUCACCAGGCAACAUGUGGCGGCAAAGCUCCAUCACAACCCUCGACAGGGGACUAAGAGAUAUAUGAGUCCUGAGAUGCUUGAUCAGAGCAUAAAUCUGGAAUGCUUCGAGUCGUUCCUCAAAUGUGACGUGUACGCCUUCGCCCUCGUCCUCUGGGAGGUGACCAGGAGAGUUCACCCGUCUCCCAGAGAAUACAGACCUCCGUUCUUCGAGCUGGUCCAGAGCGACCCCAGUUUCGAUGAGAUGAGGAAGAUCGUGUGCACCGAUGGAGCCAGGCCGGAACCUAUAGAUGAUGAUCAUCCGACAAUGUUGGGCCUGGCACGAUUGAUGCGCGAGUGCUGGCACCCGACGGCCUCGGUCCGGCUGCCGGCGCUGCGCAUCAAAAAAACUCUAUUAAAACUGGCCGCCGGCGACAACUCCAUACAUCUCGACGACGACAACGAGGUGUCCGUAUGAUUGUGUACUUUAUUAUAUCCAGCAGUGUUUGCCAUUGAAAUUGUUUAUUUUUGGGAUUUUUAAGAAAUAUAUCACUUUUUAAUUUGAUGGCGUCUAUCGUUUAGACAAACGAUGAUUUUGCCAAUGUCAAGGUUGAUAAAGACACUGUGAUUAUUAUUAAGAAUUAUAAUCGGUUAGAAAUUCUACAGCGGUAAUUGAUCUGUAUCCGAGAUCAGGGGAAACUUAAAACAACACAUAGCAUUGAUGAUGAUAGAUUUGACGAGCUCGGUGGCGCAGUGGUAAAGUUCUUGCCACUGAACCGAGAGGUCCUGGGUUCGAUCCCCGGUCGGAUCAUGAUGGAAAAUGAUUUUUUUCUGAUUGGCCUGUGUCUUGGAUGUUUAUCUAUAUAUGUAUUUGUUAUAAAAUAUAUUAUCGUAGAGUUGGUAUCCCAUAACACAAGUCUCGAACUUACUUUGAGGCUAGCUCAAUCUGUGUGAUUUGUCCUAAUAUACUUAUUUAUUUAUAGGGGACAAUGGAGCUCCAUUGUCCUAAUUUUCAUUUCGAAACUACGUGACUGUCAAUUUAGUGGACAAGUUCAAGUUUGACAAUGUUAAAGCUGGCGCGGUUGAUGUGUGAGCGCCGGCACCCGAGGCCUCUGUUCGGCUGCCGGCGCUGCGCAAUAAGACGCUAUUAAAACUCAAUUAAAACGACCGCCGGCGACAACUCGAUAGAUCUCGAUGAUAACAAGGAGAUGUCUGUACGAUUUAUCAUUUUGUUUUGUAGUUUAGUAUAUCUUGUAGUGUUUGAGAUUGAAAUUCUUAAGAUCACUGACUAAAUAACUGACAUGAUAAAAAUCUUUUGUUAAAUCGGAACGUAGUGUUGUCCGUUUUUACUUAAUACUUGAUUUUGGGUUAAUAAUAAAAUUCUUUAAACUGCUGGAUAUUUCGAAAAUGUGUACAUAGAAAAGUAAUGAUAUUUUAUGUAUCAGUUGAGAACUAAAACCCUUGGAAUUGAAGGGGUGGAAAUGCUGCCAAGGGAUAAGAGGGUGUGUGUAGGCACUUGUCAAAGAAUGCAUUUUAUUACGUAAAUUAGCUUUAACAAACUCAUUUAAUUUUUUCCCUGAAAUAUUUUGUGAAUUUCUCAACAAUAUUUUUUUUCUGUCAUAUAACUCCAAUGCCGGCUAAAAAUAUCGGCGAACAGUCCGCCGAAUUUGGCGAUUUCGACGUACAUUGCGGGUUUUCCUUGCGGCAUCUGGUUUGACUUCGGCGAUAGCGUGUAGAAGGCACAAAAUGUUGAUGUAAAAAACACUCAAGAUUGAUUUGUGAAUCAUGUUGUAUGAAAAAACUACUUUUUGGGCGGUUCUUUUUGUGUGUUUUUUUUCUAAUCUGAAUAGUUUUAGAGUAGAACUUACAGAGAUUUGCGUAACCAAAAAUCCUACUAUAUUAUAAAUGCGCAAGUUUGUACUUUCAUUCGAAAUCUACUGGACGGAUUGUAAUGAAAUUUGGUACACGGGUAGAAUAUAACCUGGAAUAACACAUACUGGUAUAUUUUGCCCAAAAUUCCCGUGGGAGUGAAGCCCCGGGGCGCACCUAGUCGACCAUAAAGGUACCAAUAGAUAGCCGUCUAACCUAACAUAUUUUAUUUACAUGAAGGGUCUCUCAAUAAUGCCUUGAAUUGUACACAAAAUGCGCAGCAUCUAAUUAAAUGUUGUCAAUUUUUCGCAAAUCAAAAUGGCUGCUAAAACGAAAUGGACGACCGUGCCUACUUGUAUAGUGUAAUGCGUUAGUUACUUAACCGAAGUGCCGAAGUAGUAUUUUAUUUUAGUGUAAUUAUAAUAAAAAUAAAUUAAUUUGUAAAUAAGAGCUUAGAGGAAAACUGUGCGUUUUGAUUGUGUUUAGCUUUUGCCUAUGGGGCUGGCUUUCUGUGGAAAUUAUCAGGAACUGACGUUUUUAUAAAUUACAUUAUUUAAUUAAAUUAUCUUUAAAUACACUCAAUAUAAUGACCUGUUUCACCACUUUUUGAUGAAAUAUUUGAUAUAUAAAAUAUUCGAUGUCUAUAUAUAACGUAUAGAAAAAAAUGUGAUGCACAAGUGUUGGAUACGGUUAACUGGCCAAUCAUAUCAGGCAAAUUUAUCUAGCAGGUUUACAAUAUGAUUUUAUCAGAAAGUGGUGACAGGCCUGAUUAUAAGCAUUCAUUCAUUAGCAAAUUAAGAUAAAACAAAAUUAUUGUAUUGGGAGAUUUGUGUUUUGAAUAUUUCUUCAUAAAUUUUAAAUAAUGUCGAAAUUCACAGUUUUCCAUAGGUAUUUAGGAUACAGAAUAUAAAUUGUCUUGUGUUUAAUUUCAAAUAUGUUGCCAUAUUAUACGUAUUGUAUGUUUGACUGUGUGUAGAUAUAGUAUAUAUUGACAUUUAGGAUAAUUUAAUGUUAUUUUAAUGUGUAUCAUGUUUUUCCGACCAGAAUAUAUAUUUUUUACGAUUUAUUUUUUCAUUCAAAUAAAUACAUAUAAUUGUGUUCAUACAUAUACAUUUAUACGUAUGUAAAUAUAAAUUGUAUAAUUUGAAUUGUAUGUAAAAUUAGUUUUUAAGUAUUAUUUAUGUGUAAUUCUGCAUUUAAUUUUAAAUAAAUCGGUUCCUUACAAAUACUCGAUAAUAAAGAUGGCAAUUAGUCAACUCCGACUGAGGUACAGUAGACAGCACAUCAAUCUACGCAAAUUCAUUGCAAAUUCGCCUUUAUUACCGUGACAUAGAGUAUACAGGGUAACUUUACACGCGGUUGACUGUAUUAUUAUUGUGAUAACAAAUUGACGUUCCACGUCGAAAAAAGGUACCUUAUAGAGGCAAAUCGCUUACGUGUCAUACACACUAUAUAGUCUGUCCAGAAAGUGUACCUAGAUAACGAAUUUUUGACGAAUUUCAUUUUUUUGCCAUUGCAAGAUACCAAAUAGAAUGGUCAAGAUUGGUUGAUAAAUACCCAACUUUAUUUUUUCAUUUUCUGGACAGACUGUAAUUAAAAUGAGCAAGUGAUAAGUAUUAAUCGACUUCAGACCAUAAAUCACCUUUUUUCCGUGAUCACAAUUAUUUAAUCUAAACAAGUUUAUUGGUAUUUCUCAGAUCGUUUUGAUUUCGAACGCUGCGGCCGCGCUGUCAUUACAAUUUUCUCAAUUUUAACAAAGACAAGAAUUACGUUUUUCUAUCUGACUUUAAAAUAAUUAAUCUGUACUGUGGUAAUGUAAAUUUUAUGAAUUACUAGAUUUUGGUAAUUAUCCCUCCUUCAAGAAAGACCAGAGCAGCCAAACCAGCAGUCGAAACGCUCUGAGAUCCCUUGUAUAAAUAUGUAAACAACAAUUUCUAUUGUGUAAUAACACACACGCCACGUUAUUACUAACCGGAGAUGGGCAAAAAGUAAUUGGAUUACCGAUUGCGAUUACAUUUUGUAAUCUUCGGAAAGGAUUUACUAACACUGGUGUCAGAUCUGACAUGACUACGACUGCCGUCACCUAGUGGCAGGCCUAGCGGACACUGUAUUGGAUAUUUAACUACGUUUGAGUAAAAUAAAAUGUGAAUUCAGGCUAUUUGUAAAUAUUACUUAUAAGUUAGUUUUAAGUUCACGUAGUCUUAUAUCGCGUCAGAAUUAUGAAGAGAAUAAAAUAUUUGUCUAGA
Molecule: messenger RNA, 5489 nt
Organism: Plodia interpunctella (Indianmeal moth)
Lineage: Eukaryota; Metazoa; Arthropoda; Insecta; Lepidoptera; Pyralidae
Gene: sax
Product: saxophone
Exons: 12
Coding region: 83-1852 (589 amino acids)
Biological process (GO): protein phosphorylation; cellular response to growth factor stimulus; cell surface receptor protein serine/threonine kinase signaling pathway
Cellular component (GO): BMP receptor complex; plasma membrane
Molecular function (GO): transmembrane receptor protein serine/threonine kinase activity; ATP binding
Source: RefSeq, a predicted model, not a curated record